Coccinella septempunctata (seven-spotted ladybird) is the source of this 780-nucleotide messenger RNA. RefSeq names its product mitochondrial import inner membrane translocase subunit Tim22. The record is from RefSeq and is a predicted model, not a curated record. Bases 88 to 633 code for a protein of 181 amino acids. The transcript has 4 exons. Gene Ontology annotation, molecular function: transmembrane protein transporter activity. Gene Ontology annotation, biological process: protein insertion into mitochondrial inner membrane. Gene Ontology annotation, cellular component: TIM22 mitochondrial import inner membrane insertion complex. NCBI's taxonomy places the organism in Eukaryota, Metazoa, Arthropoda, Insecta, Coleoptera, Coccinellidae.
AUAACCUCAAAAAACGUUCCUAACCUAAUAAAUGUAAACAACCUGUCAUGUUGAAGAAAUCUAAUUUCUGAAUCUGAACUCAAUAAAAUGAACAUGGAAAGAAAACGGGAAUUAUCACCUGAUGAAUGGUCUUAUUUGACAAAAUAUUUCGUCGGAAACAAUUAUAGGUUCAGAGAGAAUAUCAUCAUACCAAGAACAUUAGGUCCAGUACAGAUAAAAACCAAUGAAGAGAAAAUGAUGGAAGCUUUCCUGGAGAGCUGUCCAUUCAAAUCGAUGAUGAGUUGUGUAAUAGGUUAUGGUUUGGGUGCCGUCAUAGGUCUAUUCUCAUCUAGUGUCGGCCCCAGCGCCACAGAAGUGGAAAAUCAGACUGCUCGCCAAGUCUUUAGAGAAAUGAAAACCACCACCUUGAGUUAUGCCAAGAAUUUCGCCCUUAUUGGAGCUCUAUUUUCAGCUGUGGAAUGUAGUAUAGAAUCGAUGAGGGGUAAGUCUGAUUGGAAAAAUGGUACAUAUGCUGGUGGAGUAACUGGGGGUCUGAUCGGUUUAAGAGCUGGUGUAAAAGCAGGUGUCAUUGGAGCUGCUGGAUUUGCGGCUUUCUCAACUGCUAUUGACUACUACAUGCACUCAAGAUUCUAACCAGGGGAUGUAGAAUUUGUGAAGAAAGUGAUGUAUGAUUUUAUUUCAAAUUCAGCGUUUACUCUUGUUUGUAAUGAUAAACAUAGAAUUCUGAUUUGAAAUUGCCCAGUAUGAAGAUGUAAAUAAAGUGGACUUGACUUAGCUGUA